Messenger RNA from Leptonychotes weddellii (Weddell seal), 2681 nucleotides. The record is from RefSeq and is a predicted model, not a curated record. Lineage: Eukaryota; Metazoa; Chordata; Mammalia; Carnivora; Phocidae.
CAUACUUUUAUUUCCUGACAGGCCAUGGAUUGACAGCAGUCAAGGAAAAAGCAGGGGCCACCCUGCGGAUUCAUAGUGUAAAUUCCAGCUCUCCCGAAGGGGCCCAACCUGAUGCUGAAAAUGGAGUGCCUCAGACAGAUGUGGCCACAGAUCAGAGCCCUGCAGAAAGCCCACCCACUUCUCCUGCAUCCGGGUCUCGGGGCAUGCUGUCAACCAUCACCAACGUCGUUCAAAACACAGGUAAAAGUGUCUUAACGGGUGGUCUUGAUGCUCUGGAAUUCAUCGGUAAGAAAACCAUGAAUGUCCUUGCGGAGAGUGACCCAGGCUUUAAGCGGACCAAGACACUCAUGGAGAGAACCGUUUCCUUAUCACAGAUGUUAAGGGAAGCCAAGGAGAAAGAGAAGGAGAGACUGGCCCAGCAGCUGACGGCCGAGAGGACUGCCCACUAUGGGAUGCUGUUUGAUGAAUAUCAAGGUUUGUCGCACCUGGAAGCUCUGGAAAUCCUUUCCAAUGAAAGCGAAAGCAAGGUUCAGUCAUUUUUAGCAUCACUCGAUGGAGAGAAGCUGGAACUCUUAAAAAACGACCUAAUUUCCAUUAAAGACGUCUUUGCAGCCAAAGAAUUCGAGAAUGAAGAGAAUCAAGAAGAACAAGGUAAAGGAAAAUCAUCAGUUAAAGAGCAAAACAAAGAGGAAGUAUAUAUGCUGUCCAUCGAAAGUCUGGCAGAAGUAACAGCACGCUGUAUCGAGCAGCUUCACAAAGUAGCAGAAUUAAUUCUUCAUGGGCAAGAAGAGGAAAAACCAGCUCAGGACCAAGCAAGAGUUCUGAUAAAAUUAACUACUGCGAUGUGUAAAGAAGUGGCCUCCUUAUCAAAGAAGUUUACAAAUUCUUUAACCACUGUUGGGAGCGACAAGAAGGCUGAGGUCCUUAACCCCAUGAUCAAUAGUGUCUUGUUAGAGGGCUGCAACAGCACCACGUACAUCCAGGACGCCCUCCAGCUGCUGCUGCCUGUGCUGCAGGUUUCAUGUAUCCGGACGGGUUGUUCAGAAGCUCAGCCGGAACCUGGCCCGACUCCGUCUGGUUAAAGAGGAGGGCAGGCCACAUUGCUUUGCUAAUACCAUUUCCGGGGAUGUUUUCUACGCAUCUGGCCCCAGACGCCCCUUGGAGGACUCUACAGGCAAUUUUGCAUAGACAGUCUGGAGAAUGCAAGUUGAGAGAGAGUAUCCUGUCUCUUAAUGUAUAUGGUGGUUUUACAAAUAGUUGUGUUUUCUUUAUGUUAAUUUAAAUUGACAUGGCUUUAUACUGAUAAUUGCCUUUCAUUUGAAGUUCAUUCACCAAUAUUCAUUUCCAUUUUCCUGGCCAAGCAUGCUAUAUUUAGAAAUUCAUGGGCAGAUCCGAGACUUUUUUUUAAUCCUUUAAUUUCCCACCUUUAAGUUCCCAUUCUUUAUAGUAUUACUUUAAGUCAAUUCUUAUACUGAACUUGGUUUUGUUAUAUAAAUAUCAUAGGCAAAGAUAACACUACUUAUAGAUAGUACCUAUUAUGGUAAAAGAGAAACGUAAGUAUUUCUUUAUAGUAACUCAUUCUGAAAAGAAGCUUUCAUCGAGCUUCUACUGUGUGCUCACAAUAAAGGAACAUGAUCUCAACCCAGUAAAGACAGUCAUUCUAAGUAAUCUCUACACCCAACCGGGGGCUCAAAACUCACAACCCUGCUAUCAAGAGUUGUACGCUCUACCAACUGAGCCAGCCAGGUGCCCCUAGACAAAUACUCCAGAAGAUGGUUUAGAAUAAUUCUUAAAAUGCUUAAAAAUACUAAUAAAUUUUCUAAACCUUAAAAAAUUUGAAGAGCAAGGUAAACUAGUGGUUUUUUGUUUUUUAAUGUUCUGCCCUUCAAUGUAUUAUUGUAUUUUUCAACACGCCCUGGACUUUUUGACCCCAAACUUUAUAUAUGGGGUGAAAAUAUAUAUGAAAAAGGGGUACUGAAGAGAAUCCAGUUUAAACUUGACUCAUUAUGACCAUAAGUACAUGAUCACAUAAUUACAAAGCUUGGAGACAUUCAAAUAGAAAAUUAAAGGGAUCUUAACACAGCAGACCCCCCGACUACAUCUUUCAAUCUGAGGCAAGAUAUUCUAUAAAUUCACAGAUCACACUCACUAAUGGUAAAUACCAUCAUUAAUUCUAAAGGGCGGAAAAUACUGAUGUGUGGGUUGACUGACUGGUAUAUUGAUCCAUGAGAGGCUGUCGAGGAGCCUCUGAAACCAAGAGAGGCACUGACAGUGGGUGCUUCUCACGAGCUCGCUAAGUUCAUUCGUUCAUUCCGGGUGGGGGUUCAUAUCCAGCUCCUAUUUCAGAGCCCCUUCUGCAUCCCUACAAGCCUCAUCACAAGAUGUCUUGCCCCAUGGCUCUCUCCAAGGCAAAUGAAGCAUGUACUUUUGUAAGGGUAAAAAUCCUUCCUUGACAUUUGCUUUUAUUCCUCUGAUGGAGUAGACUGUCGUUAUCCGAUCCAGGUAAAGUGGGACCAUUUUAAUAUUGCCCUGUAUCUUGUUAGCAUUUUAUUCAUCUGCAUCCUGUAUUUCAUUUGUGUAGCUCCUGAAACAACCAAAUAGAAAACAUAAGAACAAUGAUUUACAAUCUGGAAAAGAACUCUCUGAGGAAUCAAUUAAAGAUGCUCUUUUUUCCUCUCCUU